AGCGUUGCCAUGGUGACCCGUUCGGGCGGCUGUCAUAAUGGGGGGUGAGCGCGCGGUGUCUAUAAAAGUGAGAAGCGAGUGAAUUUUCUUCAUUCGCGUUUGAGCUGAUCUGAGGUGCAGACGUGACGAUGGAGGCGGAGCACAAAGAGAAAAAGAGCGGAAAGCGAAAGGAGAGACAAGCCAAGGGCUCCUGUGGUCCCACCAAGAAGAGGGAGCUCAAAGAGGACAGUGGCUUCAUCAAUCUGGCACCUGUCAGGCAGAAGCAAGAAAAGACCUGUCAGGCUCUGUAUGUGGACAUGCGUGCUCGCUCUUACUGCGUCCUACCGCCAAUUAAAGCUAGCUGUCCACCACCAGUUCAGGCCAUAAAAGGUGCUUGGUUAGAGAAAGUUGGCCUGGAUGUUUUUGAUGAUCCAUCUCCACCUCCUCCUGUGCAGCCAGAAACAUCCCCUGAGCUGACAUUCGACCUUCCCAGCGAGUCCCUUGACACCCUGUUCAGUGCUCGGCUAUUAGGAAACGAAACUCCAGAACUGAAUGGAGUUGAGGAGUUUCUGGCCAGCCCGGAGCACGAACGUGAGGAGAGUCAGGCCCGAGUCGAGGAGGUGUCAUCUGCUGCUGGUUGUCAUAGGAGAUCACCGACGGUCGAGGAAGUCACUCUGAGUCGGGAUCCUGAAGACUCUAAGGUCCUUACUGUGCCUCCCGCAUUCAUCAAGAAGAUAGCGGAGGAGCUCGUCAAGCGGCUGGAGUCAUUGAUGGUUGGGAUCCCUGUGGUUUCUCUCUACGAGCGCCUGGUGGAGCGUCUGAUAGACGAACUGGAGACCAUGUCCCAUAUAAAAAUUACCCACCAGGUCCUUGGUGGGCGGCUCUUCUCUGACGAGAAUGGAGCCAUUUCUCAUAUUGUCAGUGAGGCAUACAAAAGCCUUUUGAACAAGCACCUGACAAACGGAGCAUCUUAUGUUGACCAGUGGACAAUCAGACAUGCUGUUAAUGCCAUCCUGAUAGCAUUUGCUGACUACGCUCUGGGAUGUUUCCAUGUCUCCGGUUCUUCCCCAGACACUGACACUGCUGUGAAGGCAUCACAGGGGUUGGGGUUUUCUGAAGUUCAGAAGGACUCAGAUCAGCGGCCAAGAACAAAUGAGUUCAAUGGAAGGAGCAAGAGUGCUGCUUCAAUAAAUCUGAGCACCUGGUCCUGCAGCACCAUCCUCAGUGAACCAAAAUUCGAGGACCAGAUCCGAGAAUGCGGUGGAUCUCCUGAUCACAGUGAUCUGAGUGAUGAGUGCUCUGAGAUAUUCGAGGCCUAUCAGAACUACCGAAGGUAUGGCCCCAAAAACAGACCUGGCACAUACCUGGUGAGGUGCACUGAGUCCCCCCUUGAAGAUUCCCCUGAUUUGUGCAGCGCCAUCCCUGCUGUUCAGGUGACUGAAGCCUCUGACGACUUGGUCGAGAAUGAGGAAGACUUGGAGACUCCUGCCCACCCAGAUGGUACUGAGGACACCACCGCAUGCAGAACAAUGAAGAAGCAGCGGCUCAGUUCUCGUGUCUUCAAGUUCCUGAGAAGUGUCUUCUGUUUUGGAUGCAUCCCAUCUCGGCGUGUGGAACCCCUCUAAUUUCCCAUGUCUUCAUCCCGUCCUUGGUGGGCGACUCAUCACUGAUGAGAAUGGAGCCAUUUCUGAUAUUGUUAUGGAGGUCUGUAGUUCUUUCCCAGACACUGACUCUGCUGUGGAGGCAUCACAGGUCUUGGGGUUGCCUGAAGUACAAAGGAAGGUGCGAGAGUGCUGCUUCAACAAAUCUGAGCACCUGGUCGUGCAGCACCGUCCUCAGUGAACCGGGUCUACCAGAAUUCGAGGACCUGAUCCGAGAAUGUGCUGGAUCUCCUGACCUGAAUGAUCUGAGUGGUGAGUGCUCUGCGAUAUUCACCGCCUAUCAGAACUACCGAAGGUACAGCCCCGCAGGUACUGAGGAUGCCACCACAUGCAGAAAAAAGAA
Messenger RNA from Pygocentrus nattereri (red-bellied piranha), 1983 nucleotides. RefSeq lists its product as uncharacterized. The record is from RefSeq and is a predicted model, not a curated record. The transcript has 7 exons. Bases 129 to 1604 code for a protein of 491 amino acids. Lineage: Eukaryota; Metazoa; Chordata; Actinopteri; Characiformes; Serrasalmidae.